UUAACUCAUCUGUUUUAUUAUUUCCAUUAAACGAUCAAAGGAAAGUAAGAUUUCCCCCUCUCUGCGCGCGCCUCUGCUCCGGGGCUGAGCUGUACUUUGACACCUAGAUGCCGCCGGGCACACUGUGUGAGCAGCCUGCACGGAUGAGACCACAGGCUGUUUUUUUUUUUUUCCUUUUUGCUCCGUUAUCUCCACGUUAACGUGACGAACGGCUCCGCGCGACGCCGUGUGCGGCUGUGAACCGAGAGCCACAUGACGAGAGGGCUUCCCGGCGCGAGGAACAGCCCGUUCCCGCGGCGCUGCUCUUCCUGUCAAAGGCUACAUUGUGUCCGGUCUGGCAUCCGCUGGCGGCUGCUGCGGACAGGACGGUGUGAUUUAUCCGCCGCUGGGUGAAGCUCCGGCCGCUUUCGUGGCUUUUUUUUUUUAUUUCUGUUGUCUCCACCGCGGGUUCGAUACCAGCGGAAAACGUGGCGCUGAACAAAACACACGCAGGGGGAAACUACGGAGCAACUAACCUCCAGCUGCUGCAGGCAUGGAGCAGAGGUGAGCGUUAAUCCAUGAAUGGCCAGUUACGCUCCUGAGCAGCACACUCCUGCAGUGCACCAGCAUCAUGAUAAGACCCACCACAGACUCUGCUACAGCUGCCAUUUAUCUAUCGCCAUGGUGAGAGAGAGCUUCUGGACCUUGACUCUGUUGCUAUGGUGACCCUGUAGCAAGCAAGAACCCUGGUGAUCACAUAAAAAGACCCAGGUAACUACUGUUCCAAUCUGCUGCCAUGGCGAUGCUGUAGAGACGCCCUGUAUAGUCAUAAGUCUGUUGCUAUGGUGAUACUGUAGCAAAGCAACAGUCACUAUGGGAACGUCCAGGAUGUUCCGCAUCUUCGUGGUCCUGGGCUCGGCCUUCAUGAUCCUCCUCAUCAUCAUCUACUGGGACGAUGUCGGAGCCUCUCACCUGUAUUUGCACACUCCCGUCUCGCCGGGCCCCAAAAUCCCACACCCCCCUCCUCAGCAGCGGCCUCAAACCCCCCGAACCCCGUCCUUCCUGUCCGACAUCGAUGCCUUCGUCAACCAGUUCUUAGAACCGGGAACUGGUGAGCCCACAGACCCCGUCCCUGCCGACACAAGCAACCAAUCAGAGAAAGCAGAAGAGCGGUACAUACCGCGGCGGGAGUGGAAGAUUCACCUGACUCCAGUGGCGGCAGAGCUCCGUGAGAGACAGGAGCAGCGACGGAGGUUACUUCAGGAGAUGUGCGCUAACGACAGCGUGGUGUUUCCCGGCAAAAACCGCUCAUUUGAUGACAUUCCCAACAAGGAGCUGGAUCACCUGAUCGUGGACGACAGGCACGGUAUCAUCUACUGUUACGUCCCUAAGGUGGCGUGCAGUAACUGGAAGCGGAUCAUGAUAGUUCUUAGUGAGAGCCUGCUGCAGGACGGGGUUCCCCAGAGAGACCCGCUGGCCAUCCCCCGGGACCUGGUCCACAACAGCAGCAUGCACUUCACCUUCAACAAGUUCUGGAAGCGCUACGGCAAGUUCGCAAGGCACCUCAUGAAGGUGAAGCUGAAGAAGUACACCAAGUUCCUUUUCGUGCGGGACCCCUUUGUGCGUCUCAUCUCCGCCUACCGGAAUAAAUUUGAGCUGCGCAACGACGAUUUUUACCGGCGCUUCGCACAGGUGAUGCUGCGGCGCUACGCCAACCAGCCGACACCUCCCGCCUCUGUGGACGAGGCGUUUGCCGUGGGCGUCCAUCCCUCCUUCUCCCACUUCAUCCAGUAUCUCCUGGACCCUCAGACAGAGAAGGAGAUGCCCUUUAACGAACACUGGCGGCAGGUGUAUCGGCUUUGCCACCCAUGCCAGAUUCAGUAUGACUUUGUGGGCCACUUGGAGACGGCAGAAGAGGAUGCAGAGCACCUGCUCCGUCAGCUGCGGGUGGACAAUGUGGUGGAGUUCCCCACCUCCCACAGGAACCUCACAGCCAGCAGCUGGGAGGCCGACUGGUUCAGCACAGUGCCUGUGGAGGCGCGGAGAGAACUCUACAAGCUGUACGAACCCGACUUCAGGCUUUUCGGCUACGACAGACCGGACUCGAUCCUCAACGAGUGACUCCUGUUUUUACAAAACUGACCCUGCCGCACACAGACAAAAUGUUUUUAUGUGAUGAAGUGAUGCUACACUCCCAACAACGGUGACGCCUCCCUUUGUUCUGUGCAGAUACGUUCUCCAGUCGUUUCUACACUGAAUGUGCUCGUCGUUAAGGACACCCACUGAUUUAAGGUAGCACACUAACGAAGUGAAGCCAGGCGACAGCCAUUAUCCAUUAUUGUUGUUUAUUUUAUUAAAUCACAAAGAUAAUUAGAAGCACACAGGUUAGAGUGCGACAGUACGAGGUGUGGAUUGAACAGCAGGUGUCCCUGACACGUCGUACAUUCAGUGUAGUCCUUAAAGGGACAGUUCAGGUGUUGUGUCGUGGGGUUGUGUGAGGUCAGUCGUAUACAGUCGGUUCAUUACCUGCAGUAGAUUCUGAUCAGCUCGCUCCCAGUGAGGAGAUCAGACCAGGAGCACCGUCACACCAGCAGUGACGUGUAGGAAUACUUCUUCACAGAAUACUUCUGCGUAGGAAUACGGCAGUUCAGUGGUUGUAAAAAUGUAGUGCCAAAGGAAAGUGCUGUUUUCACAGGAAGAUAAACGGCUGAAAAUAUUCGACAUGAAGCUUCAUUUAAACAGAUGUUGGAUUGUUUGUGUCUACAACAGGUUUGUUCUGGUGGCUCCGCCCACAGCAACACGUUUAACAGGGAGGAGCUGACCUCACACAACCCCACGUCAUAAAACCUGAACUCUAGGUUAACUCUAAACUCCACGCCGAGCAUCUUGCACUCCCAGCGUCGAUGUCACACCACGCCUGUGAUUUGUGAUGUCACAGCUCUGUUGCGAGUAACUCUGCUGAUCACACAGGGCUUUGUAGCAGGAUGUCACAGAGCCAUACGCCACGUUUGUGCGGUCACACGAAACAUAUUUGGGGUUUUUCUUUUUUGCUUUUUUUGGUCGCCGGUCGUGCAGUGGUUUUUGUAAAUGUUACUAGAUGAGUUUAAAAUGUAGUUGCACUAGAGUGUUAGUCAGCUAAUUUAUUUCACAAGGUGUAAGUGCUUUGUUUAUGUUAAGCAUGAAAGGGAUUUUUACAUUGAACACACUAAUGACAGGUGCCAAUAUCAGAAACAUUAUUAUUUUAUACCUCAUACACAUGCAGAGGAUAUUUAGGAACAGCGUGUUUCACCUCAACAACUCUCUCAGACCCGGGUACGUUAGGUUUCAGCAUGCACAAGUCCAUUAGAUUAUAUUAACAGAAUAAUUUCUCAUAGCAUUUUAGCUUCAUUUCUGCUUUUGCGUGACAGUUUGAGAGCACGAUGAAGCGCACAGCAGCUCCGGUGAACUGAAGAGCUGGAGUGUCGACGUUCUUUUGCACAGGUGCAUUCAAAACAGACGCUUUUCUAAAGGGAACAUUUUUCUUUUUAUUGCUUGUCGUUACCAUGACGCUGGUAUCACCAAGCAUUUGAUCAUCUUUUGUGUUUUCAUGCACAAAACUGCAACUGUAACCCUGGAGACUGCAGCAGUACUGAAUGAUGCCCCACACACACACACACACACACACACACACACCCUCCCUCCCUCCUUCAAUAUGAUGAACAUUUAUAGGUGCAGUAUUUUCAUGGGGUGCAGUGUUUUGUAGCAAGGGGCUGAUACAGGUGCAAAGCUCUGGUGUUGAUGCAUUUUAAGUACAACUGUAAAGUCGGUGCGAGAUGAAGCUGCGGUCAGAGUUCACGUCAGAGUUUCCGGGUAAAGCUUCGGCUCGCGGUCGGAGUCGGGAUUAACCCGCAUCACGAUCUGGGCAAAGGAUGGGGUCGUAUGAUUGGUAUCAGAAGAGCGGGAAGAGAAGAUAGUGCCUUCGGUUGCAGACAUUUACACAGCAAAAAAAAAAAGUAUUUUUGUAGAAGGACUUCAUUUUUACUCAGAACACGAUACAGUGAGAACUGUACGAAGCCACAACAAGGUAUAUUUCAUAUACUGGGCCUUGAUUAUCUUGUGUGAUUAUCAUUUGGGACAAAUAGGAAACGACGGAGCCCUUCAGCAGAAUAUGAGUCUGACUGUGUCUCUGGGAAUUUGUACGAUUUGUGAUUGUGUGCGGACUCUGUCGGUGUUCGUGUCCAGUGGAUUCUCUGUGUCAUUUCCCACGCCGGAUUCCCCCCGUGUGGUCUGUACUGUACGUGAUGUCACGCACACGCUUCUGUCGCGGCGGUGUGCACGUCCACACGCUGUUGACUCAGACUUGUCUCACUGCCUUUCGGUUUAUUCUGAUUCGUCAGAGGAGAAACUGGAUUUUUUUUUUUCAUCUUAAUUAAACUUUUUAAAUGGUUUAUAGUUCACACCUGAACAGGGAGGAAUUAUUAAACUUCAGUGGCUGGUUUUUCCCAAAAGUUUAUGUAAGAAAAAAAACUAAAUGAAAACACAACUCGUCAUCCAACACACACACACACACACACACAGUGUUUGUCAAAUUAAUUGUAUUUUCAUAUCUCAUAUUUCAUAUGUUCUUUUAUUGUAUUUUCUUUGCUGUUUUUUGUUUUUCUUUCAAAGUGCAAACAACAAGAUAUAAAACGGAAUAAUUUUGUAUUUAUUGGCAGAAUAAAACUGCGCACAUUCUGUUUUUGUACGGGGGGGAAAUCAGUCACACUGGGCCUUUGUUAUUAAGAUUAAGGUUUGACAGCUGAUAUGCAUUUUCUUUCCCUCAGUGAUCUGACGGCACCACCACAUUACUGCUUUAAACAGCUUACAUGUUUGUUGAAGCUGCGGCACCAAACCUCGUCCUACAUUUUGACCUCAUUCCGUUUCCGAACAUCGAACAGUGGCACACACCAAAAUCUAUUUUUUGGAUGGAUGUUUUUUUUCUUUUUUGUUGUAUUGUUACUUCUCCUGUUCGUGGGAGAAAAAUGCAAAGUAUUCAUUCAGUUUUCUUUAGUAUUAUGGUGUCAUGCAUCAUCUGGUCUAAGUGCAAGAGAAAUAAAGGUGGUGGGGCAUGA
Molecule: messenger RNA, 5069 nt
Organism: Seriola aureovittata
Lineage: Eukaryota; Metazoa; Chordata; Actinopteri; Carangiformes; Carangidae
Product: carbohydrate sulfotransferase 12-like
Exons: 5
Coding region: 853-2100 (415 amino acids)
Biological process (GO): proteoglycan biosynthetic process; carbohydrate biosynthetic process
Cellular component (GO): membrane
Molecular function (GO): sulfotransferase activity
Source: RefSeq, a predicted model, not a curated record